AUGCAUACCACGCAGCUAACAUUCCUAGAACGCCAUUAUUCGUACGAGUGUAAAGCUUCAGCUGCGGAGCGGCCUUACAUCCCGAGGCCGUCGCGCACGCAGCAGCUUUUUAACCCCAAGCUGUUGCCCAAGCUUACCCAGCUGGACGACGAGUCGCCAUCUAGGGAUGUGAGCCCAAGGAGAAGCAGGAGCAGAUCAGCUUCGGUCGAUUCGGUGUCGACCAUCUCCACACGAUCUCCAUCCCCAAGGCCUUCUCGCCAUUCUAGGUCGCCACCACCACGGAAAGCGCAUGCGCAAGAUCUCUUUGAGCCGUCGCCUAAGGCGCCUUCGGCUCGCCAACGUUCAGUCGACUCCCGGGAUCGGUAUUCUAGCCGUAGGUCAGAGAGUCCCGUCAAGCAUUCAUCCCGGAAAGGGUCACCACCCCCUCGUCGCCAUUCACCGUCGCCCCGUCGUGAGCGCGGACGUGAGCGCGGACGUGGCUCUGGGAGGGCAAGGCCACCCAGGCGCGACUAUUCCGUUUCCGAGUCCAGGUCCAGGUCACCAGUCCGCUCACCAGUCAGGCGGGAUAGCAAGGGAGAAAACCACAGGGCAGGAGGAUAUUACCGGGACAGGGAAGAUGGCCGUGGACAGCCGAGAUACAGGAGUCCGUCGCCGCAACAACGACCUCCAAAGGGCGAACCGUCUCCCCCGCCAGCGCCGCGCGAGCGGAGUCUCAGCCCUUUCAGCAAGAGAUUAGCUUUAACAAAGUCUAUGAAUAUGGGUGGUAGAUAG
Messenger RNA from Sordaria macrospora k-hell, 771 nucleotides. The record is from RefSeq and is a predicted model, not a curated record. Lineage: Eukaryota; Fungi; Ascomycota; Sordariomycetes; Sordariales; Sordariaceae.